Messenger RNA from Dermatophagoides pteronyssinus (European house dust mite), 1738 nucleotides. RefSeq lists its product as uncharacterized. NCBI's taxonomy places the organism in Eukaryota, Metazoa, Arthropoda, Arachnida, Sarcoptiformes, Pyroglyphidae. Gene Ontology annotation, biological process: carbohydrate metabolic process. The record is from RefSeq and is a predicted model, not a curated record. Gene Ontology annotation, molecular function: hydrolase activity, hydrolyzing O-glycosyl compounds.
GGAAAAGCAUUCUAGUUUAUUUGUCUGUUUGAUGAUUUUAUCGAUAAAGGAAAUCUUCGUUUUUUGUUUUUGAUGCUGGAAAAAGUUGUUGUUGUCUUUUUUUUCUAGUGAAAAUUUUUUCUGGUUCGAUCGAACGUUGCAAAUCGAAAGAAAUUUGAUUGAUUGAAACUGCUGCUAGAUCUACAUUAUUGAGAUUUUUUUUCCCUUUGUAAAUCUGUGUUUGUGUUGUUGAUUUUUUUAUUGGUUUGCUAUUCCAAUGUAAUCAUGAAGAUAUUCACUAGUGUUAUUCAAUUUUCAUUAUUAUGGCCAUUUAUCCUGAUAUUUGCUGAUCAAAAAUUACCCAUUACAGAACAACCAAUUUGUCGAUGGAUUAAUCAAUAUUUUGAUAAUGAUGAUAAUCAAACAAAAAUUUCUGAAUGGAAUUUAGUUUGGCAUGAUGAAUUUGAUUCGAAAAAAAGAUUAGAUAAUCAAUGGACAAUUGAAAAUGAAAUAAAUACCUGUACAGGUAAUUGGGUACAACAAGAACAUUGUAAUACAAAUCGUCCAGAAAAUAUACAAAUUAUCGAUGGUUUUUUAAUGUUAGCCGCACAUCGUGAAUCUUAUUAUGAUCAUGAUUUUACCGCAGCAUCAAUGACAACAAAUAAUUAUUUUACUCAUGGCCGAUAUGAAAUUCGAGCAUCAAAUCCAAUUGGAAAUUUUCUUCGUACAUCUAUAUUUACAAGAAAUUAUAAAGAAUCAUAUUGGCAUGAAAAUGGUCAAAUUGAUGUGUUUUCCUAUCUACAGGGAACAAAUAUUGUUCGUGGUAUACAUUAUGCUGAUUCUACCAAUUUCUAUGAACCGACUGAUCUACCAUUAUCUAUUUUAAAUAUUACCAACAAUAAUACAAACAAUUUUAUGCAUGAUUUUCAUCUAUUCGGUGUCGAAUGGAAUAAUGAAAGUAUUCGAUACUUUUUCGAUGAUUAUUAUAGUCCAAAAAUUUGUUUCUGUAAUGAAAAAAAAUACCUUAAACCAUAUCAUCAGUUACGUUUUCAGAUUGGUGUUGGCGGGAUAUUUUUUCCAGUUAAAAAUUUAUCCGGAAAAAUUCAAUGGAAUUGUCCAUCAUUAGUUGUUGAUUAUGUUCGAGUUUAUCAAUAUUCAAUCGACAAUGACAACAACAGUAAUAAAACAGAAAAGAUUCCAGAAUGUCUUUUCAAUCAAAUAGAAUCAAUAACCGAGUCGAAAAUUUUGGAAAAAAUUUGCCUAAUGACAAGACAAUCAGAUCAAUCAUCAACGGAUUCAUUUUUAUCCGGUUAUACGGAAUCGAUAAAAUUAACAAAUUUUCAACUUGUAAUAAUAUUGAUUAGCAUAAUGAUCAUAUUAUUUGUUGCCGUAUCAAUAUAUCUAAUAAUACAGAUGAAAAAAUUUGGCGCUAAAGUUGAUCAACAAACUGAUUAUUAUAGUGUACCACAACAAAAAAGAAAUUCAUAUACAAUACCGGAUGAUGAUCAUAAUGAAAUUUAUGAAAUACCUGUUUAUGAUUAUGAUGCACUUGAAACACAAUUAGAAAAAACUAUAAGACAAAAUAAUAUCGUAACGAAUGAAUAUUUAGAGAUUAAACCGGUCGUACCAACAUCAGAUCUAUUAUCAUCAUCAGUAUAUGAACCAAUGAUUAAAGAAAAAUCCGAUAACAUUAUUAAAAAUUAUUACUAGAUGGCGAAACAUUCUUUAUCGUCAUGCAAACAAAAAAACUAAAUUGAAU